Molecule: messenger RNA, 1896 nt
Organism: Scleropages formosus (Asian bonytongue)
Lineage: Eukaryota; Metazoa; Chordata; Actinopteri; Osteoglossiformes; Osteoglossidae
Gene: efhb
Product: EF-hand domain family, member B
Exons: 13
Coding region: 104-1846 (580 amino acids)
Molecular function (GO): calcium ion binding
Source: RefSeq, a predicted model, not a curated record
CAUUACUGUGGGGAUAUUAUGGUCACUUGAGCAGGUCGUUUGAAGCCUUUUAAUUAUAUUGCCUUUUGAAACGACGAAAGAAGUGACUUUUUUUCCACGAAAUAUGAGGCACCUAGAGCGAAAUACUACACAUCGCCGGAGAGUCAUAGAUCGAUUCCCAGAUAUACGAGCGGCAGGGAAAGCGUUACCCACUGAAGACAGAUCACAGGGUUUUCUACAGGAGGUCACACCCAGGCCUGUCACUCCACCAGUGAUCAAGAAGUUUCUGAACACGACGCGUCCAGAACCGGGAAAGAUCCGCGUUUUUUAUGGGAAGGCUGACGAUCCUGAUGUUGCCAGCGCUCUGAUCCAUGGCUUGCGAACAAAGGGCUCCACACCAGGGGGAUUAGUAAUUAACCCAAAACCAAAGACCCUCUAUCAACAGAAAUGGCAGCAGCUACAGGAAGCUGUCUAUUUUAGCAGCAAAAAUGCUCCACUCGAGAGAUCGCAUGACCAGAGUGCUGGGCUGCCUAAAGGGCUGGACACUGAGAGAACUACAUUUGGUGUAAAGUCUGUCCAAUUUAUAAAUGCAGGUGAGAUUGUUAAUCCCACAAAGACUGUGGAGCAGGUAGAGAAAGAAGCUGAAGAAGGUCACCAGCUCUACAUCAAGUCUCACAAUGCUUAUUUUGUCGGUGAGCGUGUUGACAGAAAGUACAACUGGAGCCGCAUUGGGAAGGACCAUCGUUUUGGGGUUCCUACUCCCAACUACAGUGACGGACGGAAGGCGGCCGGGUCUCUACAGUGGCUGCAAAGUGAUGGGAAGUUGGUGUCAAAGCAAUGCGAUGACUUCAGAGAGAGGACACAGCCACAGAUUGGAAAAGUCCAUGACCCAAUUGCUGACACUAUGAACGUUCCAGAAAAUCACACGUUCGGAAUUUUGUUUCGGACUGACGGAUUUGGUGUUGGCGACCUCCUGAAUUCACCGUUGACAGCGGAUUACACGAGUGACCCCGAUAAAUGGUGGUCCCUGGUCACCGCUGUCCGCCAAGAUCUGAAGAAGGCCAACUUCAACAAGUUCAGCGCCCUGCUGCAGACCUUCAGUCGUUAUGACAAGUCGGGCCAGGGCUUCAUCGACAAGAAAGACCUGCACAAUGUUUGUCUCCAGUUUAACCUUGACCUCAACACGCCAGUUCUCGAGAGCCUAGUGGAGUUCUGCGAGGACAGUAAAGACGGGCAAAUAAACUUCAUGGAAUUUACAAACGUCCUCAACUGGAAGAAAGAGAUACCGGCUGAGCUGGUGGAGCAGAUUCGCGCCAAAGCUGCAGCCACGGGUGACACGGAGGUCUCCCUCGAAGCGUUGGGUGAACCGCGCAAGUUGGAGCACCCGAAGCCAGUGGAUGUGGCCAGUGGACCGAAGGCGACCAGGAUUCUUCCCCAGCCCAAAACAGCAGUGCACCAUGCUGUUACAUCCUCACCGUUGAUACAGGGUGUCGUGGGUGGGCCUUCCACUGCUAGCUACUUUUCAUGUUCUUCUUUAGAUGUCCGCACCUAUGGGAUCCCCACCGUACGCACGGAUUUGACAGCCCCGCAAAUAAAGCGCAUUGGCGACUGGACGAACUACGGGGACCAGUCGACAGCUUACGGUUUGCUGUACCCCACACGGUCCUCCUUGAAAGGAGUCUACGAGGAGCACUACCUUGCCUCCCGCACCAGAGAGGAGAUUGCUCAGAUUUUCCGCAGUGCAGAUGUUACCAUUCACGAUGAAUUGUUUGAGGAGGCGUGGAAGCUGGCGUCCAUGAGACACCCAAAAGGAGAAGUUUGUGUGGAGAGCUUCAGGAAUGCCCUAAAGGAAAUUCAAGCGUAUUAAACAUUUCUUCUUUUGUUAAACAUUGUAUGAACUUCUUAAAGCUUUAUUAA